GUGUUUGUUUGCUUCUGUUUAAGUUUGUUGUGGUUAAGUUGGAAGCAUGUCUGGCAGGGGAAAAACCGGAGGAAAGGCCCGGGCCAAGGCCAAGUCUCGUUCUUCCAGAGCAGGACUACAGUUUCCAGUCGGUCGUGUUCACAGACUGCUCCGCAAAGGGAACUAUGCCGAGCGCGUAGGUGCAGGAGCGCCCGUCUAUCUGGCCGCAGUGCUGGAGUAUCUGACCGCUGAGAUCCUGGAGCUGGCUGGAAACGCAGCGAGGGACAACAAGAAAACCAGGAUCAUCCCACGCCAUCUGCAGCUCGCCGUCCGCAACGACGAGGAGCUUAAUAAACUUUUGGGUGGCGUUACUAUCGCCCAGGGCGGAGUGUUGCCAAAUAUCCAGGCUGUCCUGUUGCCCAAGAAAACCGAGAAGCCAGCCAAGAGCAAGUAACCAACCCGUCGUUCUUGAUGACCGUGGACAUUAUCGUCAUGGCUCGGUAGGAGCCACCAUUUUGAGUCUGUAUUUCUUGUUCUCGCUUCAUUCUACAUUGUGUUCACGUUUUAUUUUUGCUCUUGGUGUUUUCGGAUGAACGCUUGUGUAUAAUAAGGCAACGCUGUCCUGCCCACACUGAUGAACAAUAACAUUCACCACCACCACCACUGGCUGUAAUGAGCGGCGGACAUGUUCACCCACCAUUACUGAAGCUGGACUGAGAAACAACAGAAGGGUUGAACAGCUUGUAACGUUCUGCUUUUAAUUUUUAUUUAUGGACCAAUGCUGGUUGUUGUUGUUACCACAGCUUUUUAAGCAACAUGUUUUCAUUUCUUGUUUUAUUCCAAUAAAUGUUAAGCGCCUGAGAAAGGCACAAUGA
Messenger RNA from Trichomycterus rosablanca, 854 nucleotides. Its product is annotated as histone H2A. The transcript has a single exon. The coding region runs from base 47 to 433 and encodes 128 amino acids. Gene Ontology annotation, cellular component: chromatin; nucleosome. Gene Ontology annotation, molecular function: protein heterodimerization activity; structural constituent of chromatin; DNA binding. Gene Ontology annotation, biological process: heterochromatin formation. NCBI's taxonomy places the organism in Eukaryota, Metazoa, Chordata, Actinopteri, Siluriformes, Trichomycteridae. The record is from RefSeq and is a predicted model, not a curated record.